AUGGCCAAUCGUGAAGGAUCUUCAUCCAACAAAGCACCACUGUUCGAUGGAACAAAUUAUGCAUUCUGGAAGCUUCAGAUGCAAACCUACCUGAGGUCACUCAGCUAUGAUGUCUGGAUGUCAGUUGAGACUGGUUACACGCUUGUGGAAGGUCCGUUGACAGAAAAUGCUCAGAAGAAAGCCUAUGAAAAUGACAGUAAGGCUCAAAAUGCAUUGAUGAGUGGACUGGUUGACAGUGAUCUUGUGAAAGUCAUGGGCUGUACCACUGCCAAACAAAUUUGGGACAAGCUAUGUAGUGUUCAUGAAGGCGAUGCCAAAAUCAAAGAAGAAAAGCUACAAACUCAUAGACCCAAGUUCGAGUGCCUAAAGAUGGCUGAAGAUGAAACUAUUGAGGCCUAUAUGUUGAGGGUUAAUGAGGCAGUCAAUGCCAUUAGAGGACUUGGGGAAGAAAUCAAAGACCCUGUGAUCGUAAAGAAAGUGUUGAGAUCAUUGCCACCCCGGUUAGAUUUGAAGGUGUUUGCCAUUGAAGAAGCAAAGGAUCUUGAUACGUUUAGCAUGGAUGAACUGCACGGCUCCCUUUCAGCUUUUGAGAUGCGAAUUGACAGACCCAAAGCUACUGACAAAAUAGCUGCAUUCAAGGUUCAGAAGAAAAAGAAGAUUGAGCCCAAGUCUGAUGAAGAUGAUACUGAUACUGAUAGUGAUGCUGGUGAAACUAACUUUGUCAGAAAAUUGAAGCGAGGCAAAGGCAAGUAUAGAGAUGACAGUUCUGAAGAUGAGUCAGAUGAUGAUACUACAGAUGAGUUACUAUUCAUGGUACUAAGUGAUAUUACUGAGAAGUCUGAUGAGCACCCCACCACUGGUUCUGAUAAUGAUGAGGAGGAGGCUGAGGUAGACUUAGAAGGAGAGCUUAUUGCAGCACUUGAUGAGCUAAAGACUGAACGCAAAAGCCAUAAGAAGACUACAAAGCAACUCAAGGAAGCCGAGAAGAAAAUACUUGAGAUGAAGGUUCAAAUUGAAGAGUUCAAGAAGGUUGUUGAUGAGCUUGAAACUCAAUUCUCCCUCAAGUCUGGUGAUUGCUGCAAGCUCGAGGAAGAAGUUGUUAUGCUUAGAAACAAAGUGGACAUAUCUAUUGAGAACAUUCCUUCAUCCAGUGAUCCUCAAACAGACAAACUUGAUGAGAUAUUGAGCUGUCAAAGACCUGCACACAUCAAGUUUGGCCUAGGUUAUGAGGGUGAGUCAUCAAAGCAGAUGGUGAAAGGCAAAGGCACUAUUGAAGAUCCCAUACAGUUGAAGAAAGAAAGAAAAAAUCCUGUUCAGCCCAAAACAACCAAUGUGAAAACUAUUUGGGUGAAGAAGAAUGAUGUUGUGGAGAACAGUUCUAUGGUAGUAAAGAUAGCUCUCAAAGCUCAGAACAAGCCAAUGCCAUGGCUUCUCGAUAGUGAUUGCUCACGUCAUAUGACAGGUAAUAAAGAAAUAUUCAAGAAGUACCAGCAGUAUGAUGGAGGCUCCGUCCGGUUCGGCAACAAUGAUGGAGGAAAAAUAAUUGGGAAAGGCACAGUAAGUUUUGGAAGAAAAGUAAAGUCCCAUGAUGUUCUUUACAUGACAGGGUUGAGACAUAGCUUGCUCAGUAUUAGUCAGAUUUGUGACAAAGGGCAUGAUGUCAUCUUCAAUACCCAUGGAUGCGAGAUCAGGAAAUCAAGCAACGGCAAGCUUGUAGCAGCAAGUAUGAGAACUUCUGGAAACCUUUACAUGUUGACUAAUGAAAUGGAAGGUUCUUGUUUAUUUGGACAACAGGAUGAAAACUGGCUAUGGCACAAAAGGCUAGGUCAUAUCAACUUUGAUAACCUAGUCAAGAUCAGUUCAAAGAAUGUAGUAAGAGACAUGCCAAAAAUCAACAAACCUGUAGAGUCUAUUUGUAGCUCAUGUUAG
Telopea speciosissima is the source of this 1929-nucleotide messenger RNA. RefSeq lists its product as uncharacterized. The transcript is spliced from 3 exons. Bases 1 to 1929 code for a protein of 642 amino acids. Lineage: Eukaryota; Viridiplantae; Streptophyta; Magnoliopsida; Proteales; Proteaceae. The record is from RefSeq and is a predicted model, not a curated record.